This is a messenger RNA of Acaulospora morrowiae, 774 nucleotides long. NCBI's taxonomy places the organism in Eukaryota, Fungi, Glomeromycota, Glomeromycetes, Diversisporales, Acaulosporaceae. The record is from the annotation of a GenBank genome assembly.
AUGGUCAGCGAAUCGCUUCUUACUCCUUCCCCGCUCAUACCUAAAUCUCGACCGGAAAUUAUUCAAUCGCUUAUCGACGGUGUAGAUCGGUAUAAUCCAGACAAUGUUUCGAUUCUGGAGGAAUAUCUUGGUACACAGUUGCAAGCUGAAGAGUAUGACUUGAUGGCAAACUUGGCAAUCCUAAAAUUAUAUCAAUUCAACCCUCACUUGGUUAAUGAACCCGUCAUCAUCAACAUUCUCGUCAAAUCACUCACAGCCAUACCCAACCCCGAUUUUAAUUUAUGUCUGUAUUUACUGCACGAGUCACUUGUAUCCUCUGAUUUUCUCCUCGUCGAUGAGAAUGUGGCCAGGUUAAUUGAAUUACAGCAAUACCUGGAACAAGCAAGAUACCAAGAAUUUUGGAAAGUCUAUGAGUCUGAUGAAACUUACAAAGAACUUACCGUCGAGGCGACAGGAUUCGAGGAUGCGAUACGUAAAGGUAGUAAUAGUAUUGAGGUUUUCUUCUUCCUGAUGUCAUCAUACGUGAGGUAUACUCAGAAAACGCGAUCUUCAAUAGUAAUAUUGACGGCAAUCUCUAUGACGUACCAAAGUAUUUCGGCUGAUCUGUUAGGCGCUUAUCUCAAUCUUGACUCUGAGGACAAAGAAUUUGAAUCUUUUAUCCAAAGCCGAGGUCUUACUCAUAAAGAUGGAGUUGUUUUAUUCCCAACAAAUCAUGAUAAUGAAGCAAAGCCGACGGUGAUCAGGGAGAACAUUAAAUUUGAACGUCUGUAUUAA